AGAGAGGAGAGCCUGUCCCCCUUUGUCUGCUACUGCUGCGGCUGAGCGGCCCGGGAAAGGGGGCGUGGCCAGGCAGCAGCGAAGGCGGCUCCUCGCGCGGACUAGUUGCUUGUGGAGACUCCAGCUGGCGCCGCCGCCGCCACAGCCAGCAUCGGGGCGGACCAUGUUCCGAGGAAGCUGGGGACAGCCAGGCAGCCGCGCGGGCUCCGCCACCCCAGGGAGCUGGAACUGGUAACGCGCCCCAAGCUGCUGCUGGGGGAGGCCCCUCCCCAGCCCCCCAGAGACGAAGCCACGCCGGGGGGCAGCAGCAACCUCAGCACCAGCUUCACCGCCAGCUCGGCGAGGAGCACCAACAACAACAGCGCCAGCAGCAGCAGCAGCAGCACCUCGGGGUCCAGCAGCACCAUGGAUCUCUCCUUUAUGGCCGCGCAGCUUCCAGUUAUGGGAGGAGCCUUCAUGGAUUCGCCCAACGAGGACUUUAGUACGGAAUACUCCUUGUUUAAUUCCUCUGCCAAUGUCCACGCAGCUGCUUCGAUGCCGAACCAGCCUGAAGACGCCUCCCGUUCUUCAAACGACGCCAUUUUGUUAUGGAUUGCAAUUAUAGCCACAAUUGGAAACAUAGUUGUUGUCGGAGUUGUGUAUGCCUUCACAUUCUGAGAAGAAAGGACAACAGCUCGGGGAGGUGGACAGUUGCUGUUUCAUCAGCACAGAGUGUGUGUAUGUAUGUAGAUAUAUAUAUGCGCACAUGCCUAUAUACAAAUGUAAAUCUUUUUAAAUAUUUGUAGGUAGACCCUUGUUAGCUAAGAACAAGCUUAACCAAUAGGUGACCAAAAGAUAAAUGGGGGGGAGCCACCCUUGAAGUCCUUUGUAAGUGAUGUGGGGAGGAAGCAUCUCAUUAACAGCAUAAUCAAUUAAAUGUAAAGUUUAACAUGAAAAGCCAGUGAAUUUAUACUUUGUCAGAUCAUUGGUCCAUCUAGCUCGCUAUUGUCUUACUGACUCAGCAGAUCUCCAGGAUUUCAGAUAGAGGGACUUUCCCCCGUCCCCUACCUGGAGAUGCCAGGGAUUGAUCCUGAGACCUGAAUUCAAAGCAGAGGCUUCAUGACUGAGCUACGGCCUUUCCCCAUAAUGCAAACUGCAACGCACACAAAAGAAAAGGCAGGUUUGCUCACCAAGGGCUCUGAUGCUUGCUGGCUAGUGAAUUUGUUGCUUAUCUCAUUUCUCUAUGGUUUUAAGUAUCUAAUUACUCCUGAAUUGGAGCUUUGUACAUGAAUACCUGCCUCCUCAGGUUCUGCAGCGAUAUCUUUCCUUGCCCUCUGUAGGCACUGGACAAGUAGACAUGCAGAACUGGUUUGAAUUUUUAUUUUAAAAUGGCAGGAAGGUUCUGGCAAGGCAGCAUGUGGAGAGUAGCCCUUUUUCGUUGUCCAUUACAAAGGCACAUUGAAAUAUUACAACUGGUUUUGUAGAUAUGGUUACUUUCCUAGCAGUUCAUCCUGCCGGAGAAAGAAAAUGACUCAGGUGUCUAGAAAGUUGUACGAUCCAGUUGCAAAAAUCUGAAAACCCUGGGUCUGGAAGGAUAACAUGGUGGAAGUUCAGGAUCUGGUAAUGAAAUAGAGGCUUGCAACAAUAUUGAUAGAUAUUCUUGGUUACGUGGGGAAACAUAAUGGUGACAGCCCCAAAGCCACUCUCCCAUGCACAGAGAGAUUCUGAUGUCUUCUUCUAACCCAGCUGCAUUGACCAAAGUCUGUGAUGGUCUAGAACAGAAUGAGAUGUUAUUAUGUGUCUGUGGCUCAGAAACCAAUGCCACUCUUUCACCAGGUCCAUAGAGAUAUUCAUAUAAAAACUCAUGUCAAAGGGAAUUAGGAGAAGGCCUUUUUUUUGCUGUUGUUCUAAACCAGGGAUAGAGAACCUAUUCUUCUGGCUCCAGUUUCCAGCAGACCCAGCCAGCAUGGGCAAUAGACAGGGAUGAUGGGAGUUGUAGUCCAGCACCAUAUGGAGGGCUCCAGUUGUCCACUCACUGCUCUACACUCACUGCCGUGGUUGCCACCUUCUACUUCUCCUCUGAGUCAUCAUUGCUCCCACCUGCUUGCUUGUCAGACACAGUCAAAGAGCAAUCAGACAGUGACGGCUGGUUAUCAGCAUCACUACUGCAGCGCAUAGAGGUCCAAAGGGAGUGGUGUAGUGGCCCAUGGAGAUGUCACCGAUCUGUUACCAUUCCUCUUGUAGGGUCCCUGUCUCCAGUGUCCUACAGUCACCCAGUCAGCGUGAAAGGGGAGCUUUUGUAGCCUCUGUAUGCUCUCAAGCUAAGCAUUUAAGGACACCAAGAACACAAGGUGCUUCAGUUUCAGGAGAAUGUUGUGAAAUGGAACUUCAUGGGGGGAAAACACAACUCAAGUCACUCUGAAAGAAGAUACUGGAACACUCCAGAUCAUUUGCCUGUGGACAUGCAUAGAAAAUGGUAGUUCUAAAAAAUUAAUAUUUUAGAAGGUUAUAUAAUUGUAGAAGGGAUAUAGCUGUGGGGGGGCAUGGCUAGGACUAGCAGGAAGGGACCCUGCACUUCUAAAUUUGUCACUACACUCCUGGCCAAAGGUUCUCCGCCCCAGUUCCAAGCCAUCGUUUGUACUGCUUAUAUGUCAUCUACCUCUUCCCAUUCCCAAAGCUCACCCCACAUUUCAGACCUUAUGUGAUUAUUCCUCAAGAGCGUCUGUAUUAUUUUUCUGGCCAACUUUCUGGCUCUGCACACUUGAGUGGCUGCUGUUAUAAGCAGGUUAAUGAGCGUUCUCCCUGCAUUAGCAACAUGGUUUCAGUUAGCAUGUCAUAUAAAAAGAUAAUCAUGACAAAUGCUAUGAAAGUGCACUUUGUGUUUUUAUUUAUUAUCAUUUUUUGCAGUCGAAUAUUUCAGUGUUUCCAAAAGUGGAUGUAGAAAUCUUGGUGAACAUUUCCUGUGUUGCAUUUGGAAAUGCUGUGAAGAAUAAGCUGUUAAUAAGCAAUGGCCUGAUUCUCGGGAUCAUUGCACUGUGGUUGUUGCAUGGAAGGCAGAGUCAGAGGCUGCAAUCCUGUGCACAUAUCUUCCUGGGAGAAAGCCCCAUGGUGAGAAAAAUGCUCAUAGGACUGGACCGGGAAACUUCUGUCAUAAAUAACUGCAGAGAUAAAGAUGGAGGAUGCAGUUAAACCUCUAAAAAUGAUGGAAGAGGUAUCAGUAGAAGGAAAAUAUCAGUACGGCUAGUGAAUAUUUAUAGGCAUCGUCUAACUCCCCCCCCCCCAUUUAUACAACAGGCCUACCUUUCAAACAGUUGACUAGCAAUACAUCUUCUCUUGCCUUACCAUUAUUUUCCAUCAAGUCAUCAGUCAUCAUUUGUUCAAGCAGCACAUUUGCAAAGCUAAGCAGGGUCUGGUCUGGUUUCAAAUUGGAUGGGAGACCGAGUGUUGAGAUUCCUGCAUUGCAGGAAAUAGGACUAGAUGACCCUCAGGAUCCCUUCCAACUCUAUGAUUCUGUGAGUCUGCUGCUCAAACCCAAAUUUCCCCAGUUCACCCCUCCCCCGUCAGUUCCCAUUCCAAACCACUAAUGAAAACUAAAUGACUUUAGUUUCACGCUCCUGAGAGCUUUUUUUGUUUUGUUGCAAGCCUAUUGCUAGCUUCAUGAUUAGAUUGAUUAGAUAUUCAUAGGAGUUUCAGCAGCUCUGGCACAUUUUUGCAGCGAAAACAAACUUUGCACCGUCAAUAAGAGAGAAAACCAUUUCACCAUGGUUACACACAAUUGUACUUAUUUUAUUUUAUUUUUACCCAGUGGGCUCCCUGUGCUGCUUGAUGAAUUUGCUGAUAACAAUGCUUCGCUUGAGCUAAUUUGUGGGUUUUAAUCUAAGUGCAAUUAACAGUGUUUGUGUUUGUUUGCCGACGGACUAGACCAAAUUUUAAAAGAACAUUCAGCCUUGGAAAAAAAGAGCAGACUAAAACAAAUUGUGGAGAAAAGAACCAGGCUGUCUUUUUAAAGAGCGGGAGAUGUAAUUGCAUUGCAUGAGUGUACUGUUUUCAGAAAACAAGGCAGAGAAGUAGUUCUUAUCUCUCUCCACCCCAUAUUUUCCAUAUUCACGGUUUGCUAAUAUUAUUAGUAAUGGUCUCACAUAACUCGAUUACUGAUUUAAGACCAAACUGCUACUAAUAUUCUGUGGUAUUGCUUCCCACAAGAGCAGUGAUGGCCGCCAACAUGAAUGGCUUUACAAUUAGACAAAUUGAGGAUAAGGCUCUCAAAGGGUUAUAUCUGACUAAAUUCUACUCAGAGGAGAAUUGUUGAAAUUAAUGGACUUAGGAAGGGGCAAAUGAAAUUGACCAUCCUAGUUCAGUGAUUUGUUGUGUGUUUUUCCCUCCUAUGAAUGCUUCCUCUGCGGUAUCCGAGAGAUAUU
Podarcis muralis (Common wall lizard) is the source of this 4397-nucleotide messenger RNA. RefSeq names its product chromosome 1 C14orf132 homolog (gene C1H14orf132). NCBI's taxonomy places the organism in Eukaryota, Metazoa, Chordata, Lepidosauria, Squamata, Lacertidae. The record is from RefSeq and is a predicted model, not a curated record.